AUGGCACCAGCUCGCCGCCUUACCUCGUGGCGCGGCCUGGACGCGUGUCUCGGCGCGGUCUACCGCGCGUUUUCCACCUUCAUCCCAUCCGCCCCUCCUUUCGCCGCCCCUCCGCACGCGCCAAGCUUCGCCGCGUCGUCGCGAUCCGAUCAGCCAACCAUUCCGCGCACCGCGUACGAUCUCGAGCAGCAAGGAAGCGCAGCUGAGCCGUUGAUUCACCCUGCCGUCUCCGCCGCAUCCGGCCCGUCCGUUUUAGCCCCGUCGGAUUUACUAUUGUCUCCAGACGAUGCGAAUCGAUUUGAGGUUAUGGCGGUUCCUAAGAGGAAGGUGACGCCAUCGCGGAGGGGCAUCAGGAAUGGUCCCAAAGCCCUCAAGGCCGUGCCUGUGGUGGUGAGAUGCCUGAGUUGUGGGUGUGUGAAGCUGCAGCACCAGUAUUGCUGCAAGGACGGGGACAGGCACCGCCAGCAAGCUUCGCAGUAG
This is a messenger RNA of Closterium sp. Yama58-4, 480 nucleotides long. Lineage: Eukaryota; Viridiplantae; Streptophyta; Zygnematophyceae; Desmidiales; Closteriaceae. The record is from the annotation of a GenBank genome assembly.